Molecule: messenger RNA, 6009 nt
Organism: Terrapene triunguis (Three-toed box turtle)
Lineage: Eukaryota; Metazoa; Chordata; Testudines; Emydidae
Gene: LAMB1
Product: laminin subunit beta 1
Exons: 33
Coding region: 339-5666 (1775 amino acids)
Biological process (GO): cell migration; substrate adhesion-dependent cell spreading; basement membrane assembly
Cellular component (GO): laminin trimer
Molecular function (GO): integrin binding; extracellular matrix structural constituent
Source: RefSeq, a predicted model, not a curated record
GAAACAAAGGCGACGAGUGGAGCUGCUGUGGAACCCACUGGAGCUGCAGCAGCAGCUCUCCUGGGUCCGGGGCUGCAGCCCCCACCCACCUUCAGCGCCUGCGUGGAGGCGCCUCCCAGUCCCUCUCCGGCUGAAAGUUUCUUCUCUCCGGGGCAGUGCUGGGCUCGGGGCUGGAGGAGCCAGGCGCUGGGGGUGAGGAGAGCGGACACGCCGGUUUCCUGUUGGACGCGACACAGCCAGGGACCGUCUCCUUCGGAGCUCAUCGUCUCCUUUGCAGGCACAUAAGGCGAAGCCGGGCGGCGCUUUCUCCUGCCUCCCUUCCCGGCGCGCGCGAGGAGAUGGGCUGGCUCCAGGCGUACCUUGGCGCUCUCCUAGGGCUGUGGGCCGCCGCCCUGGCUCAGGAGCCCGAGUACAGCUACGGGUGCGCCGAGGGCAGUUGCUACCCGGCCACCGGCGACCUGCUGAUCGGCCGCGCCUCGCAGCUGUUCGCCAGCUCCACGUGCGGGCUCCACAGGCCCGAGCCCUAUUGCAUCGUGAGCCAUCUCCAGGAGGACAAAAAAUGUUUCACGUGCAAUUCCCAGUUCCCCUUCCACGAGACUCUCAACUAUGAUAGCCAUCUUAUUGAAAAUGUGGUCACAACAUUUGCUCCAAACCGUCUCAAGCUGUGGUGGCAGUCAGAAAAUGGUUUAGAAAAUGUAACUCUCCAGCUGGAUCUGGAAGCUGAAUUCCAUUUCACUCAUCUCAUUAUGACCUUCAAGACAUUCCGCCCAGCUGCAAUGCUAAUAGAAAGAUCAUCUGAUUUUGGAAAAACCUGGAAAGUAUAUAGAUACUUUGCAUAUGACUGUGAGAACUCCUUCCCUGGUGUUUCAACUGGACCCAUGAAGAAAGUAGAUGAUAUCAUUUGUGAUUCCCGAUAUUCUGACAUUGAACCUUCAACUGAGGGAGAGGUCAUAUAUCGUGCUUUAGAUCCAGCUUUUAGAAUUGAAGACCCAUAUAGUCCAAGAAUUCAAAACCUAUUAAAAAUCACAAAUUUAAGAAUCAGUUUCACCAAGUUACAUACAUUGGGAGACAACCUCUUGGAUUCUAGAAUGGAAAUCAAAGAAAAGUACUACUAUGCCAUUUACGACAUGGUGGUUCGUGGGAACUGUUUCUGUUAUGGCCAUGCCAGUGAGUGUGCACCAGUGGAUGGUUUUAAUGAAGAGGUGGAAGGAAUGGUCCAUGGGCACUGCAUGUGCAGACAUAAUACCAAAGGGUUAAACUGUGAAUUGUGUUUGGAUUUCUACCAUGACUUACCAUGGAGACCAGCUGAAGGACGCCAUAGUAAUGCAUGUAAAAAGUGCAAUUGUAAUGGACACUCUAUCCAGUGCCAUUUUGAUAUGGCUGUAUACAUGGCAACUGGAAAUACCAGUGGUGGAGUGUGUGAUGACUGCCAGCAUAACACAAUGGGACGCAACUGUGAACAAUGCAAACCAUUUUACUUUCAGCAUCCAGAGAGAGAGAUACGAGAUCCUAACAUUUGUGAGCCAUGUAACUGUGACCCACUUGGCUCCCAAAAUGGUGGAAUAUGUGAUCGCUACACUGACUUCUCUGCUGGCCUUAUUGCUGGACAGUGCCGCUGUAAAUUAUUUGUGGAAGGGGAACGUUGCGACCUCUGCAAAGAAGGGUUCUAUGGAUUAAGUGCAGAUAAUCCACUUGGUUGUCAAUCUUGUGCCUGUAAUCCUUUGGGAACUCUUCCUGGAGGGAAUCCUUGUGAUUCAGAGACAGGAAGCUGCUAUUGUAAACGUCUAGCAACAGGAAAGCACUGUGAGCAGUGUCUGCCUGAACACUGGGGCCUGAGCAAUGACAUGGAUGGAUGUCGGCCUUGUGACUGUUACCAAGGGGGAGCAAUAAACAAUAAACUAGCAAAGGCACCCGCUCUCAGGCUUCUGGCUCCCUUGGCCAUCACCUCUGACACAGUGGAGACCUAUGUCUCACUCACUUCUGACUGGGAUACUUCCAAGGGAGUGAGCAUAGUUGAACGCCAGUAUUCUCAAGAUCGUACCCCAUCCUGGACUGGAGUAGGAUUUGUAAGAGUCCCUGAAGGGGCAUAUCUGGAAUUCUAUAUCGACAAUAUUCCAUAUUCUAUGGAGUAUGAUGUUGUGAUUCGCUAUGAGCCACAGUUACCAGAUCACUGGGAAAAAGCUGUUAUUACUGUUUCCCGCCCAGGCAAGAUUCCUACAAGUAGCCGAUGUGGUAAUACCGUUCCUGACGAUGAUAAUCAGACUGUAUCAUUAUCACCAGGCUCAAGAUAUGUCGUCCUUCCACGCCCCGUAUGUUUUGAAAAGGGACUGAAUUACACUGUUCGCCUGGAGCUAUCACAGUACUCCUCCUUUGAUACUGAGGUGGAAAGCCCAUACACACUCAUUGACUCUCUCGUUCUUAUGCCUUACUGCAAAUCGCUGGACAUCUUCACAGUGGGGGGCUCAGGCGAAGAUGUGGUCACUAACAGUGCUUGGGAAACAUUUCAAAGAUAUCGAUGUCUGGAAAACAGCAGGAGUGUUGUGAAAACCCCUAUGACUGACGUCUGCAAGAAUAUUAUUUUUAGCAUCUCUGCACUGUUACAUGAGACCGCAUUAUCUUGCCAGUGCAACCCUCAAGGCUCAUUAAGUUCCGUGUGUGACUCUAAUGGAGGACAGUGUCAGUGUCGUCCUAAUGUUGUUGGAAGAAGAUGUGACAGAUGUACUCCUGGCACCUUUGGGUUUGGACCUAAUGGAUGCAAAUCUUGUGAAUGUCACUUACAAGGUUCUGUCAGUUCCUUCUGUCAUCCUGAGACGGGCCAGUGCUACUGUUUCCAUGGAGUGUAUGGCCGUCAGUGUGAUAGGUGCUUACCUGGAUACUGGGGAUUUCCAAACUGUCAGCCUUGCCAGUGUAAUGGCCACACGGAUGACUGUGACCCAUACACUGGGGAAUGUUUGAAUUGCCGCGAUUCUACCAUGGGACACAACUGUGAAAGGUGCCUUGGUGGCUAUUAUGGAGACCCUGUCCUGGGAUCAGGAGAUCAUUGUCGGCCUUGUCCUUGCCCAGAUGGCCCAGAAAGUGGGCGUCAGUUUGCCAGCAGCUGUUAUCAAGAUCCUAUUACUCUGCAAAUUGUGUGUGUCUGUAAUGUGGGAUACAUAGGAAGCAGAUGUGAUGAGUGUGCUUCUGGUUUCUUUGGAGACCCUGAAGAGACAAGUGGAGUCUGCCAGCCGUGCCAGUGUAACAACAACAUUGACAUGACUGAUCCAGGGGCCUGUGACAAGCAGUCUGGAAAGUGCCUGAAGUGCUUGUAUCAGACAGAGGGUGAAAAUUGCCAGCUGUGUAAAUAUGGGUACUAUGGACAUGCAUUGCAACAGGAUUGUAGAAAGUGCGUCUGUAAUUACUUGGGAACAGUGCGAGAGCACUGCAAUAGCUCAGAAGACUGUCAGUGUGAGAAAACAACCGGUCAGUGCCAAUGCCUUCCCAAUGUGACCGGGCAGAACUGCGAUCGCUGUGCACCAAACACUUGGAGACUGGCCAGUGGAACUGGAUGUGAACUGUGCGAGUGCGAUGUUGCUCGUUCCUUCGAGCCAUCAUGUAAUGAGUUCACUGGGCAGUGUCAGUGCAUGCCUGGGUUUGGAGGCCGCACCUGCAGGGAGUGCCAAGAGUUUUUCUGGGGUGACCCCAAUGUGGCAUGCCAAGCUUGUGAUUGUGAUCCCCGUGGAAUCCAGACACCUCAGUGCAAUCGCUCCACGGGGCUGUGCGUCUGUAAGGAGGGUGUCGAGGGACCCCGCUGUGACAAGUGCACCCGCGGCUACUCCGGCAUCUUCCCUGACUGCGCGCCAUGUCAUCAGUGUUUCGCUCUGUGGGACGUCAUCAUUAGUGAACUGACUAAUAGGACACAGAGGUUCCUGGAGAGAGCAAAAAUCCUGAAAAUCAGUGGGGUCAGUGGCCCUUACCAGCAAACUAUCAACACUAUGGAAGAGAAACUGAAUGAAAUUAAAAGUAUCCUUGCUCAAAAUCCAGCUGCUGAGCCCCUUAAAAACAUUGGAAAUCUCUUUGAGGAAGCAGGCAAGCUAACAGCAGAUGUUACAGAAAAGAUGGCUGAAAUAGAAGAUAAGCUCUCUGUGAUAGCGUUAAAAAGCAAUAACACGGACACUCACCUGAGGGCCCUGGAGACAGAUGCAGAGAGCCUAGACCUCGUUGUGAAAGAACUUGCAGAACAACUCGAGUUUAUAAAAAUCUCCGAUAUCCGGGGAGCCUUGGAUAGUAUCACCAAAUAUUUUCAGAUGUCCCUGGAGGCAGAAGAGAGGGUCAAUGCCUCCACUGUUCACCCUGAUAGCCUUGUGGAACUGUCAGCUCAGACACGACAGGAAGUGGAAGACUUAAUCAGUGAGCAAGAGGCCCAGUUCAAGGCAAAACAAGAGGAACAGUCGCGCCUUCUGGAUGAACUCGCAGGCAAGCUGCAAAGUCUGGAUCUUUCUGAAGUGGCUGAGAAGACAUGUGGAACUCCCUCGGGGGCUUCCUGUGCUGACUCAGAGUGUGGCGGUCUGAACUGCCGAACAGAUGAAGGCGAAAAGAAAUGCGGAGGACCAGGCUGCGAGGGAUUGGUUACUGUGGCUCACGGUGCGUGGCAGAAAGCCAUGGAUUUUGACAGAGACAUACUCAGUGCAUUGGCGGAAGUUGAAGAACUCUCUAAAAUGGUCUCCGAGGCAAAACAGAGAGCAGAUGAAGCAAAACAAAAUGCACAAGAAGUUCUGCUCAAAACCAAUGCCACAAAAGAACAAGUGGACAGAAGCAAUGAAGAUCUGAGAAACCUUAUUAAGCAGAUCAGGGAAUUUCUGAUGCAGGAUAGCGCCGAUUUGGAUAGCAUUGAGGCAGUUGCUAAUGAAGUGUUGAAGAUGAAGAUGCCAGGUAGCCCCCAGCAGCUACAGACCCUGACAGAGGAUAUCCGUGAGCGUGUGGAAAGCCUUUCUGAUGUAGAGAUUAUCUUACAACAAAGUGCCGGAGACAUUGCCAGAGCUGAGAUGCUGUUAGAUGAAGCGAAUAAAGCAAGCAAAAGUGCAAAAGAUGUUAAAGUCACUGCAGCUAUCGUGAAAGAAGCACUGGAAGAAGCUGAAAAGGCCCAAAAUGCAGCCGAAAAGGCCAUCAAACAAGCUGAAGAAGACAUUAGAGGAACGCAGGACCUACUUACCUCAAUUGAAUCUGAAAAUGCAGCAUCUGAAGAAACCUUAAACAACGCUACCCUACGUAUUACUGAGCUAGAGAAGAGUGUGGAAGAUCUUAAACAAAAGGCUGCUACAAAUUCAGAGAAUGUGGAACAGAUUGAAGAAACCAUUGCUACUGUGAAACAAAAUGCCGAAGAAGUUAAAGAGGUACUUGACAGUGAACUGCAUGCCAACUAUAAAACAGUUGAAAACCUAAUUGCCAAAAAAACAGAAGAGUCUGCUGAUGCCAGGAAAAAAGCUGGAAUGCUGCAGAAUGAAGCUAAAUCAUUGUUAGCUCAAGCAAACAGCAAACUCCAGCUGCUCAAGGAUUUGGAAAGCACAUAUGAGAACAAUCAGAAAGUCUUGGAAGACAAAGCCAAACAGUUGGUGGAGCUAGAAGAAACAGUGCGCUCCCUCUUACAGGCAAUCAGCCAGAAAGUUGCAGUAUACAGCACCUGCUUGUAACUUGGGAAACAGUCUGGACCCAAUGUAUCCUGGAUGAGCUUAAAAGUAUUAAGUUUGAUAAACUAGUUCUCAUUGACAUCACACUAAGACCUGGUAAUCUUGACAGGUUUCUCACUUUUUAAAGUUACAAAACCAAAGAGUAAUUUUUUCUUAUGUUGAAAAUAAAAACAGUACUUUUGUACCACUGUAUGUAUCUAGUAUGAUUAAUUAACUUCAUUGUUACUGUUACUAGCUGGAAUAGUAAAUCAAUUAUUUCUUCAGCUUAAACAAAUCUUGUUUAACCCAAUUAGAGUACUGUUCUAAUAAAAUCUUAGCUCCAAAAGGUGGGCUUUUAACAAGUUAA